Molecule: messenger RNA, 1012 nt
Organism: Camelus dromedarius (Arabian camel)
Lineage: Eukaryota; Metazoa; Chordata; Mammalia; Artiodactyla; Camelidae
Product: putative olfactory receptor 2W6
Exons: 1
Coding region: 1-951 (316 amino acids)
Biological process (GO): detection of chemical stimulus involved in sensory perception of smell; G protein-coupled receptor signaling pathway
Cellular component (GO): plasma membrane
Molecular function (GO): G protein-coupled receptor activity; olfactory receptor activity
Source: RefSeq, a predicted model, not a curated record
AUGUGGUCACAGGUGAUGGAAAAGGACAACACAAGUUCUUUUGAAAGAUUCAUCCUUGUGGGCUUCUCUGAUCGUCCCCACCUAGAGCUGAUCCUCUUUGUGGUUGUCCUCACUUUUUAUCUGCUGACUCUUCUUGGCAACAUGACCAUCAUCUUGCUUUCAGUUCUCGAUUCCCGGCUACACACACCAAUGUAUUUCUUUUUGGCCAACCUCUCAUUCCUAGACAUGUGUUUCACCACAGGUUCCAUCCCUCAGAUGCUCUGCAACCUUGGUGGUCCAGAUAAGACCAUCAGCUAUCUCCGUUGUGCCAUUCAGCUCUACUUCGUCCUGGCUCUGGGAGGAGUGGAGUGUGUCCUCCUGGCUGUCAUGGCAUAUGACCGUUAUGCUGCAGUCUGCAAACCUCUGCACUACACUGUCAUCAUGCACCCACGUCUCUGUGGGCAGCUGGCUUCAGUGGCAUUUCUCUUUGGCAAUUCUCUCAUAAUGGCACCCCAGACGUUGAUGCUACCUCGCUGCGGGCACAGGCGGGUGGACCACUUUCUCUGUGAGAUGCCAGCACUAAUUGUCAUGGCCUGUGUAGAUACCAUGACCCUUGAGGCAUUAGCAUUUACCUUGGCAAUCUUUAUCAUCUUGGCACCACUCAUCCUCAUCCUCAUCUCUUAUGGUUAUAUUGUACAAGCUGUACUUAGGAUCAAGUCAGCUGCUGGACGAAAGAAAGCCUUCAACACCUGUAGCUCCCACCUCAUUAUUGUCUCUCUCUUCUAUGGUACGAUAAUAUACAUGUACCUCCAGCCAGCAAACACUUAUUCUCAGGACCAGGGCAAGUUCCUUACUCUUUUCUAUACAAUUGUCACUCCCAGUGUUAACCCCCUGAUUUAUACACUGAGAAACAAAGAUGUUAAAGAGGCCAUGAAGAAGGUACUAGGGAAAGAGGGUGCAGAAGUACAGUAAAAAGUCAUCAGAUUUGGGGAUUGUCUUUUGACCCAACUUCUAUACAUGUUGUUAGAACUAG